AUGGCGAGCUUGGAUGAGUUGCUUGUGUCAAGCUGGUUUAACGUUCAUUCCUCUGUGCCUCCAUCUUAUGUGCAUCCGCCAGAAACCAGACCCGGCAACCCCAUUCCAGCUUCCGGCAAGACGAUUCCGGUGGUCGACCUCCGCGGACAUGAUCCAGCAGCCGUAGCUGAAAACAUCUUGAAAGCCUCCGAGGACUUUGGCUUUUUCCAGGUAAUCAACCAUGGAGUUUCGGAGGAACUAAUGAAGAAAACGUUGAAGAUUUGCAAGGACUUUCAUGCCAUGCCUGGGAAGGACAAGGUAGAAGAAUGCUGGAGGGACCCAAGUGGAAGGUGCAAGCUCCAUACAGGCAGUGAGAAUUACAGCAGGGACGCUAUUCAGUAUUGGAAGGACACCUUGACACUCCCUUGCCCUCCUUCUGGUGAAUACGUACAGUAUUGGCCUCACAAACCUCCUGAUUACCGUGAGGUGGUUUGGAAAUACGCACAAGAACUGAGAAAACUGGAACAGAAAAUAUUGGAGCUGCUUGGUGAAGCGUUAGGGCUGAGCACUGGAUACUUGUGUGGUAAACUGAGUGAGAAUCCAACGUUGUUAGUUCAUCACUACCCUCCUUGUCCAGAGCCAAGUUUAACCUUGGGUUUAGCCAAGCACAGAGACCCUAACCUCAUCACCAUCCUCCUUCAAGAACAAGACGUCAAUGGCCUUCAAGUCCUGAAAGAUGGAGAAUGGAUUCAAGUUGAACCUCUUCCCAAUGGCUUCGUCGUUAACAUAGGCCUUCUCUUACAGAUGAUUAGUAAUGGAAGGCUUGUGGGUGCUGAACAUAGGGUUGUGACAAAUUCAACAACCGCGCGUACAAGUGUUGCAUAUUUUGUUUAUCCAUCGAAUGAAAGCGUCAUAGAACCUGCAGAAGUUUUUACCAAAGGAGGCACCUCAGCCACUCCAACAUACAGGUCCAUGACGUUUUCUGAGUUUCGGAGGAAUUUCUUCUACAAGGGUUCCAACAUCGAACCAGAAUUAGCACACUCUAAUAUUAAGUCUUAACUUCCACGUAACCAAAUAUGUGUGUGUGUGUGUGUGUGUAAGUCCUGCAUGCCAGCCGUUAUAAUAACUUGUUGUGUUUGUCUAUUAUGAAUCCAUGUGAACGUGGUCUUGCAAUUUCAGACUUUUAUAUGUAUGGAUG
Neltuma alba is the source of this 1177-nucleotide messenger RNA. RefSeq names its product hyoscyamine 6-dioxygenase-like. Lineage: Eukaryota; Viridiplantae; Streptophyta; Magnoliopsida; Fabales; Fabaceae. Bases 1 to 1038 code for a protein of 345 amino acids. The record is from RefSeq and is a predicted model, not a curated record. The transcript is spliced from 4 exons.